UGUGGAAAUUACUGUGCGCUUGACUCAGUCCCCUUUCAAGCAAUAUUCCAAAUGCAACAUAGAGGAAGCUGUCGGACCGUGCUGUGUCAGUGAGCACAGAAAAAUGUAAAAAUCUAUUAGUUAAAAAAUGGAAAAGGUGUCAGUUGUAAGAACAUAAAUGAGAAGCCUAAUAGACGAGCUUAUUAUCCCUUGCAUAGAGGUCACUACAGUGGACAGCUAUAUCAUCUAAAAAUAAAAAAAAUCACAGUUGGAAAGGUAACCUGGCUGCUUUACGGGCUGUUGUAACAUAUAGAUGCCUUUCUAUAAUAUUUAUUAUUUGUUCAUGAAAUGCUAUUUUCCUCACAUAGAUAAAAAGUGGCACAGCUCACCAUAGCCUACUCUCAUGUUUUUUAAAAUCAGUUAAAGGAUUUUGUCUGCUAACAUUUGAGUCCUUCAACAUAAUUAUAAACAAAAGGUGACCACCAGGGGCAGAUAUGAGAUCAUUAUUUUUUCAGAUUGAUUUUGAAGCGCGUUUGGCCUGAAUUUCAAAGACGGGCACCUGUCAGUCGUUGCUAGCCUCUGGAAUCCUCUCACUCAAGCCGCGGUUUUAUUUUUAGGUCAUGUGGCUCUUGAGGUGUAACUCGAAACUCUUUCUGUUGCUCUUUCUGAGUCCUCAACAGAUAAUCUGAUAGGGCUCUAAAUUUAACCCUGAGGCUAGGGAUAUUGUGUGUGUGUGUGUGCAUGCAAAUGAGAAACAGUUUUACAGAGUGUUAAAAUCGAGUUAACUGGAGUAUUGAAUAUUCUCAGCGGAUAUGAAGCCGUUCUGCCAAUAAUUUUACCAACAUGCUCUUUUUAUCAACAAGAUCUUUGGUCUAGUUGGGUUUGAUUAAAGCGCCCUCUAUGUGUGAGAACCGGUACCACAGUUUGGAUUCUCGAUCUGUUACGUUACACCGUGGCUCAUUAAUAUUAAUUCAGAAAUAUCAAUGUUGCUUAUUCGAUUUGUUUAGCGUCCGAACAAAUUUUUUUUUUAAAUUAACAUCCAUUAUUAUUUUGUGGUAUCGCCAAUUAUAAAUAGAUUAAUGUCGCUUUUACAAUAUUAGCCAGAAUAUUUAUGCACCAACGUCUUCCCGUCAACAAAUUGUUACGACUCCUUUACGGACGUCACAAUAUUGUAAUUAAUAUUCAUGAGCCAGUCUCAGCUGGGAUUUGUAAAUCCGCCUUUGGCAUUGGGAAAGACGCACGCAAACUACAGGAACACAAAGUUUGGUGACAUUUAAUCACCGCAACACUGUUAUGGACACACAUUAUCUAGAGAGGACUAUCGCAUGAAGAACUUCUUUCGUACGGAUCUACUUUCAUAAGGAAACGCGGUUACCUUCAGAGUUUUUAACCUUAAACUUAACCGAGAUUUUUUUUGCCAUUGUGUUUCUUAGUUUACAGCAAAAAAUGCUUUUGACAGCGAAACAAUUUAUUUUGCUUAAAUUAUGUUUAUAAAAUAUUUUUUUGAUGGUGGGUGCAUUAAUAUUAGCACAACAGAAGCACAGAGGUUUAUCUAAAAACGGUUUCAUUACCCAACAUCGGCUGUUUUUUAUUUUUCGUUAAUGUAAUUUAUUUGCGAAAUAUAGCCUACUCCUGUUCUAACCUGUGUUUAUACUUGAGCAAUACGAUUUUUCCUGAAGCUGUAGCUGUUUAUAGCAUCACUAUCACAUAACCUGCUGGAUGUGCAUCUGUUCUUUGGAUCAUCAGAAGUCAUAGACAGCACUGGCGCUUAAAUACUGUCAUGCACAUCUUCUGCCUCACCGCGUUGCUCGUCCUUCGCGGCCUGGUCAGCUGCGACACCUCCAGUGACGAACCGCACUACACUGGACUGUACAAGGACGCAACUGUGACCACAACAGAUCCAUGUCUGCAAGUGAGCCCUCCGUGUAUGACCGAGGCUGACCGCUUCAGUAUGGAGGCUCUCCAGCACAUCCACAGAGAGAUGGAUGAUGAUCAGGAUGGAGGUAUUGAGGUGGAGGAGAGCGUUGAGUUCAUCAUAGAAGACAUGCAACAGCAACAACAGGCAAACAAGCACAGUAAACUCCAUCAAGAAGACCAGCACAUCACUUUGGAGGAGCUCUGGAGGAGCUGGAAAUCCUCGGAGGUUCAUAACUGGACUCAAGAGUACGUGUUGAGCUGGCUGAGGGAGUUUGUGGAGUUGCCUCAAUAUGAAAAGAGCUUUAAAGAGCUGCGUGUUAAUGGGAACACAUUGCCCAGGAUUGCUGGCAAUGAACCGUCAUUUAUGAGCACUCACCUGAAGAUCCACGACCAGCAGCACAAACAAAAACUCAAACUCAAAGCUCUGGAUGUGGUGCUGUUUGGACCUCCCACACGUCCUCCACACAAUUGGAUGAAAGACCUGAUUCUUAUGGUGUCAGUGGUGAUGGGGAUUGGCGGAUGCUUGUUUGCGAAAACACAGAAUAAAACAUCUAAAGAACACAUUUCGAAGAUGAUGAAGGACCUGGAAAGCUUGCAGAGAGCAGAGCAAAGCCUCAUGGACUUACAGGAGCAGCUGGAGAAAGCCCAGGAGGAGAAGCGCACAGUGGUGGUAGAGAAGAGGAAUCUCGAGGAAAAGAUGAAAGACGAGAUUCAGGGAGCUCAGGAAGAGGCCAACCGCCUUCACAAACUCCGUGCGGGAGCCGUAAGCGAGCUCAGCCGCCUUCGGUACGCAGAAGAGGAGCUUGACCAGAUGCGUGGCGCACUGAUGAGGGCGGAGAAAGACAUGCAGUUCCUGUGCUCCAUCCCUGAAUCUCUGCAGCUGUGGCUACAGCUCACCCAUGAGGUGGAGGUGCAAUACUACAACGUCAAGAAGCAAAGUGCAGAACAACAACUCAACACAGCUAAAGAAGAGGCUGAGAAGAUCAAGAAGAAACGGAGCUCUUUGCUGGGUACUCUACAUGUGGCACACAGCUCUUCAUUGGAUCAAGUGGAUCAGAGAAUCCUGGAGGCAAAGAAUGCACUAGCCGAGGUGACCGCUUGUCUUCGGGAGCGUCUGCACAGGUGGCAGCAGAUUGAGAACUUGUGUGGAUUUCCUUUGAUGAAAAAUGCUGGCCUGUCCAAUCUCACCGCUACUCUGUACCCAGACUCCAACUGGAUGCUAAUGCCCCGGGCUGCCAUGCAGUCCUAUCAAGUGCCCAUGGCGGUGGAAGACAUGGAAGAGGAAAUGUCACAGAUUAUACCACAGAUUCCUGUUACAGUUGCUCCUCUGAAAUGUUCUCCACGGUCUCUGGUUCGUUCCCGGAGAUCUGGGCACAUGGUGCCUUCACCUGUAAUUGUAUCACCUGACCCUGACCUCCUGAUUCCCAUACGUUCACCGCUGCGGCGAUAUGGAGAUGAAGAUGAGGAACACAUGAAAUUCUCUCCUCUAGUGAAACAGGAGUCCAUGGACACAUCCUCAGAUACAGAGUCCAUUGGUUCGUCCAUCAGCAGAAUGUACACUAGCCUGGACGUUCCACCUCGCAGAAAAUACAGAGAGGGUUUGUUCUCUGAUAAAAUGUCCCGAAAGAUUUCCCUGGAAGAACAAGAGGAUAGUCCCUCACGCAAGAUCUCUCAGGAGGAGAUGGACGAGUCUUUGAUGAGCACCUCGAGGAAAGUAUCAAGAGAGGAACUGGACACUGAUACUCCAUUAAGAAAGACAUCAAGGGAAGAGUUAGAGACCACCGUGCACCUUCCUAAAGAACUGACAGGUAUAGCAGAUACUGAAGGUACCGUCAGUUCAAGGAAACUACCCAGAGAUUUGUCAAUAGAUUCAACUAAGAGGUUUUACUCCACAGAAAAGUUAUAUUCCCCAGCAACAUCAGUAAAUAUCGAUCAGAGACAACGGUCAUUCAGAGAGAGAAAAGAUCCAAUGGGGGACAGUAUUUGUAGAGCGAUUCCAAAAAGUGACAUUGACACAGACAUCACAAGUGCGAAUCGGUAUUCUGAUUCUUUAAUGAGCGCUUCCAUGAAACAGAGGGAUAAUCUUGAUUUUACAAACAUCCAACGAGGAAGAAUGUUUCGGGAAAACUCCUUCGAAUCAACUUGUGAAAGUUCCAUCGAAAGCUGUAAAAAAUUAAAGAUGUUUGGCAAAACAGAUCCGGCCAAAGAUAUCCCUCCGAGAAUGAUGCCGCAGGAUGACUUUGAUGUGUCCUCUGAAAUCGUUGGUGACAUUUCUGUGAAUACUGCCUUAAGGAAAAUGACGGGUGAUGAGUUUGACACAUCAAUGGAAAAUCAAAGAGGUAGAUCCUUUAAAGAGAGCAGGGAUGUGCACAUGGAGACACAAAGAGUACAACGCGGUAUAAAGAUAGAUAACCCCGUGGAUUUGCCCAUUGGUAAAAUACAGAGAGAGGUGUUGGGUUUGUCUACUGAAGCAGUUACGUACCCAGGACCACCUGGCCCACCCGACCUCACUGUUAGUUCCUUGAUGGUCUUGAAACCAGCCUCAGAAACACUCAGCACGCUGGUGUAUGACGGCAUUCUAGAAAAGUCCUAUGAGAACGCGGUUACCCCCGCUGCUGGUGAUCUCGGUUAUGGUGCCGGGGUGUCUGGUUCUUCUCAAAGUCUUCUGGGAUAUGAAGGUUCCUCAGCAAGUUUAUCUUCCUUAGAAUCCAGCAGCAAAGACAAGGGCAAGAAGUCUUCCAUGCUCAAGAAUUUGUUUAAGAAGAAGAAAGAGAAGGACAAAGAUUAACUAUUCUGGCUAAGCAAAGCCAAACCAUGUCUUUGGAGACUUUUUGGGAACGUUUUUCUUAGAUUUACAGGAAUUUCAGCUUUAUCUUAGAAUUUUCAAUAGACUCGGACUGGGACUUAGCUCAGAGGAUACAGCAUGUGGCACUCUAUCAAGCUGCACUUCCAGGUAGGAUUCAAGGAUGGUUUGCUGCAUAGUGUUUUCUUCAGAAAAGUUGUCUAAAUGAGAUGAUAAAUGCACAUUUUCCCUUCUUGUGGGUUUCUUAUGGAUUUUCCCUUUUAACUUUUUAUUUUUAAAUAAUUGUUGAUGAUAUAUGAAACAUUUUUGCUUUGAUAAACUGUGAUAUUGUUGCAUCUUAGAUUAUAGCAGUUACAACAUGCCUCGUUUUAUUUUGAUUUACUUUAUUUACUUGGUUUGCACUGAAAAAAUCAAAUAGAAGUGCAAUAGCUCCCAAUCAAUAUAAUAUGUGAUCCUGGACCACAAAACCAGUCAGAAGUAGCACAGGUGUUUUGUAGCAAUAGCCAACAAUACAUUGUUUGGGUCAAAAUGAUCGAUUUUUCUUUUAUACCAAAAAUCAUUAGGAUAUUAAGUAAAGAUCAUGUUCCAUGAAGAUAUUUAAUUAAUUUCCUACCGUCUGUAAAUGUAUUAAAAUUUUAUUUUUGUGAGUGGAGCAGCAAAAUCGCCAACAAAAAUGUCAGGAAACACGUCUACAAACAUCACUCGCUUCUGCCCGCUCUUUGGGAAUAACCCACUUAAGUUUGGUAUCUAUGUAAAGCUUAGAAUUUCAGCUUUCGGGUUCAUAUACUCUCCACAACGUCAUUACAGCGGAAAGCCAAUAGAGAGCGUUAAAACAAACCUGUUCCUUCUUAGCAACAGCCUGCUGCAGCUUGUGAUAUGGACAACUUUAAAGGCGAUUUUCUCAAUAUUUAGAUUUUUUGCACCCUCAGAUUCCAGAUUUUUAAAUAGUUGUAUCUUGGCCAAAUAUUGUCCUAUCCUAACAAACUAUACAUCAAUAGAAAGCUUAUUUCUAUAUCUCAUUUUAAGAAUGGACUCUUGACUGGUUUUGUGGUCCAUGGGUCACAUAUAAUAUCACCAAAUAAUUAGCAAAGAAUAAGUCUGUUGACUUCAGAAACAGUGUGACUGAUACUGUCAUACUGUAUAAAAGACUAAAUCAGUAAUAUUUGCAUCUAAAAAUAUACAGUAUAUCUAUUAGGGUCGGGUAUCAUUUGAAUUUGAUCAGUUUCGAUUCCGAUUCUGCUUAUCGACUCCGAUUCUAGAAUUGGAAUUGUUUUUUGUUUCCCAACCCUAAUUAUUAAUGCACAUAUUGUAAUUUCAAUUCACUCAUCAUUGUUUAAUAAAGAUGUGUUUAAUUCAAAUUUUAUUUAUACGUUCAUGCAUUUGACAGACACUUUUAUCCAUGGAAGCGUACAGUGUUUAGUUUAGUUUGUGUGUUGAUAAAGAUUGAAAGGGAAGUGAUGGAAUUUGUAUUUAUAUUAACUUUGUGUUGUUUGACAUCUUAAAUACUGACCCACAUCUUUAAGAAUGUAAUGAAUAUUUUUAGACAUGUAGAGAUUUCUCUGUCAGGCUGUCUCUGUGUUUACUGUGAAUUUGUCUGAUUUGCUGAUUUGCAUUGCAUUUCUUGACUAUGGAAGUAUUUUAUUUAUUUGGUUUUAUUGUACAGCACUAUGGCCAACAUAAGUGCUUUUUAAUGUGUGAUAUAUAUAUAUAUAUAUAUAUAUAUAUAAAUAUGACAUUUCUACAAAUUACAUUUUAAUAUUUCAUAAUUAGAUGUAAAACUGUCUUUUAAAAUAAGCACAAAUUUUGUGGUCAUGCUAUGACUCACCAUAUUAAUAGAGAAAAAGCGCACACACCAAAUACUACUGUAUUUUUAAAUUGAUGUCAGUUUUUUCGCACAAUGUAAGCACCUAAGUGGUUUUGGGCAAGUGCCUUUUAAAUAAUAGGCCAGGAGUCACAGAAUCUUUUGAUCUUUUGGGUUAAUGCUAAGAUUAAAGUACAGGGCUUUUUUUUAAACUAAUUUUCAGUAUUGCCCAAAAGAUGGUCUGAAAAGUAUUUAUAAUGUUGAUGUAAGACAGCCUGUAGUCAGCUUUGUUUCGAGAGUUGCACAUAUGAAAUAGUCUUACUCCAUUUGAUUGAAGAGACCACAUUAUUUACCCUCUACCCACUUCUUUGUCUGUUAAGAGACAGUUGUGGUAAUAUUUACAUGUUACGCUUUAGCACACGGCAGAUAAUUUUUUCUGAUAGCACUGAUUUCAUACCUGACACUACGUCACGUAUACAGAAAGCCAACUCUUGUGGUUUGUCGUUUACAUGUAGGUCAGAGGCCUCCUUGUCUGAGUGGGCGGUUCCUGACCAAAAUAACACAUAAUAAAUGUGUGUUUUAUACUGAUGAUCCAGUCUAAUUCUGAAUUUUCUCACUCUUUGUAAUUUAAGACUAACCUUAAAUGCUAUUAAAAGGGGUUUUCCUGUAUGCUUAAAAGAUUUAGGGCUGUUCACAGUUUUUUUACAGGUCCUUUGAUGUUUUUAGAUGUGUACUCAAACCGCAAUUGUUUCCAAUGGUCGCAGUGUCUGCUUGUAGAUUUUUUAUUUUGUGUGUUAGUAGCUGAAUAUAUCAGUAAAUAGGAGUACUAAAGUAUUGCAAAAUUACACCUCAAUUAAUAUGACAAAUCAUAAACAAUAACACCUUUAAUCGUAUGCAUAAUUUUACAUUUAGAAUGUCUGCUAUUAUAUUCCAACAAUUAAAACCACUGUAAAUGUGACAUUUUUAAUAGAGGAUGCAUGGAAUCUUAAUGUUAAAUAAAAAGUUAAAUAAAAGUUUCACAUCUGUAAAUUUGAAAGAUAAUAAGUACGCAGAGUCAAACAUGAAACAAGAUAGGCCAAGAUUACAUUAUAUAGGGUUAAAAUCAUUACCGGUUAACAAUUUCAUAAGAAAACGUAUGAGACAUAACA
Triplophysa rosa is the source of this 7648-nucleotide messenger RNA. It is a transcript of the gene stim2a, whose product is annotated as tromal interaction molecule 2a. Gene Ontology annotation, molecular function: calcium ion binding; protein binding; calcium channel regulator activity. Gene Ontology annotation, cellular component: plasma membrane; endoplasmic reticulum. Lineage: Eukaryota; Metazoa; Chordata; Actinopteri; Cypriniformes; Nemacheilidae. Bases 1760 to 4684 code for a protein of 974 amino acids. The transcript is spliced from 12 exons. The record is from RefSeq and is a predicted model, not a curated record. Gene Ontology annotation, biological process: intracellular calcium ion homeostasis; store-operated calcium entry; activation of store-operated calcium channel activity.